GCGUGCGCUCCGGUGCGAUUCACCGUCUCCUCGCGAACAUGGCGGCGCCUGGGCUCUCCAGCCGGGCUGGUUCUGCUGGCAACAGCCCCACCGCCACCCCGAGCAGCACCAAACACGCCCCGAACCCCCCCGAGCUGGACUUCAGGUCCGGUACCAGGAUCGAGGAGCUCAACCGACUGAUCGGAGAAUUCAGCAAACACGAGCAACGGGAGUAUGACGAUCAGCGUGCGCUCGAGAUCCACACGGCCAAGGACUUCAUCUUCUCCAUGCUCGGCAUGGUGCAGAAGUUGGACCAGAAGCUUCCAGUUGCCAAUGAGUACCUGCUGUUGUCCGGCGGGGUGAGGGAGGGUGUGGUUGACAUGGAUCUGGACGAAUUGACGGUGUACGCGAGGGGAGCGGAUUACGACAUGGACUUCACGUUGCUGGUUCCCGCGCUCAAACUCCACGACCGAAACCAGCCGGUCACGUUGGACAUGCGUCACUCGGCGCUCUGCCACUCCUGGCUCAGCCUGCGACUGUUUGACGAGGGAACCAUAAACAAGUGGAAGGACUGUUGCACUGUGAUCGACCACGUUAACGGCGCAACCAACUACUUUUUCUCUCCCACGCUGGUGGCCGAUUGGUUCUACGAAUCCAUUAGUUUGGUUUUGGCGGAGAUUCAGAAGAAACCGCAGCGUGGCGUUCCCCGGGUCGAGAAAGUAGAGCGCAACUCGACGGUUAUCUCCAUCAUCUUGGGCGUCGGCGGCAGUCGGAUGCUAUACGACGUGGUACCAGUGGUUUCGUUCAAGGGUUGGCCCGCGGUGGCCCAAAGCUGGCUGAUGGAAAACCAUUUUUGGGAUGGGAAAAUCACAGAGGAGGAAGUGAUAAGUGGGUUUUAUUUGCUGCCCGCAUGCUCUUCUACAGGCCAGAAGGAAAACGAAUGGCGUUUGUCGUUUGCGCGCAGCGAGGUGCAGCUGAAGAAGUGCAUUUCCGCGAGUCUGAUGCAGGCGUACCAAGCUUGCAAAGCUCUGAUUAUUAAGCUGCUGUCCCGACCCAAAGCCAUCAGCCCGUACCACCUGCGCUCGCUAAUGCUUUGGUCCUGCGAUCGCCUGCCGCACACGUACCUGGCACAGGAAGACUAUGCCGCGCACUUCUUGCUAGGUUUGAUCGACGACUUGCAGCAUUGCUUGGUUAAUAAGACCUGCCCGAAUUACUUCAUCCCUCAAUGCAACAUGCUAGAGCACCUCAGCGACGACACGGCUAUGCUACAUGCGCGCAAGUUAUCGUCUGUACGCUCCGACCCAGUGGAGCACUUGCGGAGCGCAAUUGAGCACGCUAAAGCUGCCUCGCGGCUCACACUUGAGCUUCAAUGGCGCGGCGGAAGCUCGAACCUGCCGUCGCCGCUGUCGGACCCCGGAGGCGAUCAGCAACCGGACGACCGGCUCGCGAAGAAACUCCAGCAACUGGUCACGGAGAAUCCUGGAAAGUCCAUCUCCGUCUUCAUCAACCCGGACGACGUCACACGACCUCACUUUCGCAUUGAUGAUAAGUUCUUCUGAAGCCACGCCUACUGAUCUGAUUGGACGUUGACUGCAGAUGACCUCACUUUUGCAUCGGUGACAUCCUCCUGAAGCCAUGCCGACUGUUCUGAUUGAACGUUGACUGCAGAUGACCUCACUUUCGCAUCGGUGACAUUCUUCUGAAGCCACGCCCACUGAUCUAAUUGGAUGUUGACUGCAGAUGACCUCACUUUCGCAUCAGUGACAUUCUCCUCAAGCCAAGCCAACUGAUCUGAUUGAACGUUGACUGCAAAUGGCCUCACUUUCGCAUCGGUGACAUUCUUCUGAAGCCACGCCCACUGCACUGAUCUGAUUGGACGUUGACUGCAGAUGACCUCACUUUCGCAUCGGUGACAUUCUUCUGAAGCCACGCCCACUGAUCUGAUUGGACGUUGACUGCAGAUGACCUCACUUUCGCAUCGGUGACAUUCUUCUGAAGCCACGCCCACUGAUCUGAUUGGACGUUGACUGCAGAUGACUUCACUUUCGCAUCGUGACAUUCUUCUGAAGCCACGCCCACUGAUCAGAUUGGCUGCGGACUGCAGAUAACCACUUUCACAUCGGUACCCAAUUCUUCUGAAGCCACGCCUACUUAUCUGAUUGAACGCUGACUGCAGUUGACGGUGACAAAUUCUUCUGAAGCCACACCCACAAAUCUGAUUGGCUGCUGACUGCAGACCACUUCCGGCAACCUCACCCUCGCAUAGAGAAAUUAAUCUGCCACGCCCUCUGAUCUGAUUGGACGGUGCCUACAGAUGACAUCACACACCUUUGCAUCUGAUAAAUUCUCCUAAAGCCACACCCCUUGAUCUGAUUGGACGGUGACUGCUUUAUGUUAAUGAGUUUCAGAAGCAGAAAGCUGUGUUUUGCACAGUUGUUAAACGCUUCAGACACUAAAUAUGAUGUUAAAAAAAAAGGACAUGUUCCUGUUUCAGUUAAAGAAGUGCUCGCAUAUCUGUUCCUCCCCAUUACAGACACACAGGUUUUAUGGGAAGAGAGAGCGAGCGAGAGAGAGAGAUUUAUGGAAGGAUGUGGGGGGAGGACGGUUUGUGCAUGGUUCAUGUGAAAAACAGGAAACCCAUAACUCCACUCAGAAGUGCAAUUAGACUAAAUGUGUUUAUACGCUUUACUUGUAAGUACACUGUAACAUUAUACUGUACACACACUACUUUAGACACCAUCGUUUUCACAAACACACCGGCUGAACUUUUUCUCUCACAAACUGCACACUUAAGACUCCAGAUAAAAAUGCACAGAAACACACACACUCCCUGUGAUGAUGGAUGUAUGUUUCGUUUAAAGCAAAAUCUCUUUGGGUGAAUCUCAUGAAAACAUUUUACAAGCCCAAAGAUAUCAGCAUUUUUAUUUUUGCAUGAAGAAAAUUAUAUUUAAACGCAUUUUAACCCCCUUUUUUAUUCUUUUUAGAUUCUCAUUACUGUAAAAAAAAUCUUUUUUUUUUUUUGCAUUGCAUUGAGAACUGGUUUCAUGAGAUUCACCUCUUAAAAAACACUGUUUUCUUUUAUAUGCAUAUGCUGCUAAAUAUGAUGGGUGCAUUAAUAUUUUUAGUUUUUGUAAUUUUUUUUUAGUAUUUUGAUCAUGUGUUGUAACUGUGUACAUACUGCUGUAAUAAACUCCGCCCACUUAUUAUCAGCAUCAACCAAUCAUGUGAUGUGCACUCAUUUAGUUAUUCACACAUGCAUAUCUUUACAUGUAACUGGUAGGAGGGACCGAUCAUAACAGACCAAUCAUGAAUCUUGAAGCUCUACAGGGACCAAUCGUAAUGCCUUAUCACUAAAAUCAACCAAUGGGGUGUAAGAGACUAGAAGACUCUUUUCAACCCGACCACUUGUGUUUCUCUUUAUAUCUGAAUCAGGGCAUAUCAGAACAUGUUGAUGUAUUGCAGCUGUCAUCAUUAGACUGAUGUCCACAUGAAUUGUAUGUACAUGUUUAGAUUUCUGCUUUAUGGACACCUCAGCAAAAUAAACAUCUGCUCUGGAUCAGUGUUGCAUUGCAUUUUCAACUUGUGUUUGCUAAAUAAAGCUGUACAGAAAUAUGUGAGAA
Molecule: messenger RNA, 3599 nt
Organism: Pimephales promelas (fathead minnow)
Lineage: Eukaryota; Metazoa; Chordata; Actinopteri; Cypriniformes; Leuciscidae
Product: un-named sa32065
Source: RefSeq, a predicted model, not a curated record